Messenger RNA from Oreochromis niloticus (Nile tilapia), 1053 nucleotides. Its product is annotated as butyrophilin subfamily 1 member A1. Gene Ontology annotation, cellular component: external side of plasma membrane. NCBI's taxonomy places the organism in Eukaryota, Metazoa, Chordata, Actinopteri, Cichliformes, Cichlidae. The record is from RefSeq and is a predicted model, not a curated record. The transcript has 5 exons. Gene Ontology annotation, biological process: regulation of cytokine production; T cell receptor signaling pathway. Gene Ontology annotation, molecular function: signaling receptor binding. Bases 130 to 1047 code for a protein of 305 amino acids.
UUGAAAGGAAAGGUUCAUCUCAGCAUCUCCUUUUUCUUUUGUUUUCUUUCUCUUUCUGUUCACAAGUCACGAGCCACAGUUUAGUCUUUUGGUUUUUGAUAAGAAGACAUGUUAUUCUUGUUCUUUUGAAUGGAUCUAACGGUUUUUGUUUUGCUGUCAGUCUGCAGUCACCAGUUUGUCACGGAAACUACACAACCUCAGAUUAUUUGCUCUUCUGAGCCAGUACAAGCAGUAUACAGUGAACAUGUCCUCCUGCAGUGCUACCUUACGCCCCCACUGAACGCAGCAUCUGAGACAGUAAAGUGGACUCGUGGGAAUGACGUUGUAAUCCUUUGUCAAAAUGGAAAGUAUAAUCCUGGAGCACAGAGAGAGCAUUUUGAACCACGGACUGCUCUCUCCCUGGAGGCGUUAACCAAAGGAAAUCUGUCACUGAUGCUGUCCUCACUAAAACUCACUGACACCGGGAGAUACAAAUGCUCCUUGAUUACUGAAAAUCUGGAGAAAAGUUGCUAUGUUAACCUCACUGUUGGAGAGUCUGAUGUGAUUGGCUCAGAUGAACCAGUGAAAGCAAAUGUGGGUGAGGACGUCAUUCUGCCGUGUCACCUGGAGCCCCCAUUUAAUGUGUCGACUCUCACAGUGGAGUGGAAACGCAAUAAAACUUAUGUGCAUGUUUAUCGAAGUAUGAAACAUGAUCCAAAUCAGCAGAACACUCACUUUAUAAACAGAACAUAUCUCUUCUGUGACGAAAUCGGGAAAGGCAACAUUUCCUUAUUGCUGAGAAAUGUGAGCAAAGACGAUGAAGGGCUGUACAUCUGCUAUGUUCCCAAACUGCAUAGUCAAGUCAGAAAGGGGAAAAUUACACUAGAAGUUGAUGCAGAAAAACAUGAUACAAAACAGUUUAAUGGAUCAAGAAGACAAACUGGAGAGCAAAAUGAUCAUCCAAACAAUGAGCAAGUGGAACAGCAACAAGACAUUCCAUUGAGAGAAGAGCAAGAAGAGCCAAACCCUACAACUUGUCCAACAGCUUGGUUUCAUAGCAGAACAUAAAUUAAU